Molecule: messenger RNA, 2760 nt
Organism: Perca flavescens (yellow perch)
Lineage: Eukaryota; Metazoa; Chordata; Actinopteri; Perciformes; Percidae
Product: secretory carrier-associated membrane protein 2-like
Exons: 9
Coding region: 129-1121 (330 amino acids)
Biological process (GO): protein transport
Cellular component (GO): trans-Golgi network membrane; recycling endosome membrane
Source: RefSeq, a predicted model, not a curated record
GAGCCACGCAUGCGCAGAGGCCCAGUUUCACUAGCAGUGGCACCAUCAGCAGGAGUAACCGCCGCCGCCACCUCCGGGGAGACGGGAGCUGUCGUGUUGUUUAUUUCACACAAGUUUAUUUCUCUACAAUGUCGGAAUUUGACAGCAACCCCUUCGUGGACCCAUUGGACAAUCCCUUCCAGGAUGCCUCAAUCACUCAAGCCACCAGCGGAGCCCCUAAAAACGUUGGGGAGUUCAACCCAUUCUCUGCAACUGAAAUGGGAACCCACUCCGGCACGACCAUCCCCAUCUCUGCUGCCACCUCUCAACCCGCCAUCCUACCGACUUCUGUGGAGCAGAGUUCACAACAGGCAAAUAUAGCAGCUGGCCAGGCUAACCUGCUCAAACAGCAGGAGGAGCUGGAGAGGAAAGCAGCUGAACUGGAGCGGAAGGAGCAGGAGCUCCAGAACAGGACCGGAGGCAGAGCGCCCAACACUGGCGAUAAAGAGAACAACUGGCCACCUCUUCCCAAAUUCUUCCCUGUGAGGCCCUGCUUCUAUCAGGACUUCGAGGGGGAAAUCCCUGACGAGUACCGCAGGAUCUGCAAGAGAAUGUACUACCUCUGGAUGUUCCACAGUGCUACCCUCUUCCUCAACGUGCUGGCCUGCCUGGCUUACUUCACUGCAGACUCUCAGUACGGCGUCGACUUCGGUCUGUCCAUCCUCUGGUUCAUCCUCUUCACCCCAGUGUCCUUCGUCUGCUGGUACAGGCCCGUCUACAAGGCCUUCAGGUCUGACAGCUCCUUCAGCUUCUUCUUCUUCUUUUUUGUCUUUUUCUUCCAAGUGGCAGUGUACGUCAUCCAGACUGUAGGGAUUCCCAAGUGGGGAAACAGUGGAUGGAUCGCAUCCAUCAGCAUGAUCGGCACAAACUUGGCUGUGGCUGUGGUUAUGAUGGUGGUGGCCGGUUUUUUCACUGUAAACGCUGUCCUGGCUCUCAUCCUACUCAAAAUGGUCCACUCGAAGUACAGAAGGACAGGUGCCAGCUUCACCAAGGCCCAGCAGGAGUUCUCCACGGGAGUCCUGACCAACCGAACUGUCCAGACUGCUGCAGCCAGUGCUGCCCAGGGAGCCUUUGGCAAUUAGAAUGUUCCCCACAUCCUUUGUGCUUCAGGCUAGUCUCUUCUGUGACCAACAUAGCCAUGUCCCAACAUACUUCAAUGUGUUUAGGGGCUGGGGGUUUGAUUAUUUAUUGAAAAGGGCCAAAAAAACAAGUAACUUAUGAGGUGGCGAUUUAUUCUCACUACAUCAGCCGAGUGAAGUGUCUACAUUCUCCACUUAUAAACUUUUCAAGAGACUGUUGUAUAAUACAGAAGACGCGCUAGAGGUCUCACACAAACGCGCAAUGACAUCUUCAGUAUACAGCAAAAUGUAUGCCAUCAACAGUUAUUCUGGGACAUGUAGGAAGGAGUAAGAAAACUGAAGUUGAAUUAAACAAGGCCUAGGAGGAGGCAGAGUGGGUAUGACAAAAAUGAAUUGACAACACCAAUAAUCACAAUAUAACUAACUGGAAUACAUUUAACAUAGUCAACUGAAGUAAGUAUGUGCGGCGCACCACUGAACAGGGCUGGGAUUUAGUGAUAAAGUACAUUUAUUUAAACCCCGUCACUCUUAAAUACGCUGGCUGAAAGUAUUAGGAUUUCUCUAUCUCACAGUUCAUGUAGAAAUAACAUACUGGGGCCUUGAAAAUAAACACUGCGAAGAGUUGGGAUUAUAUAAAAAGCAUACUUGACAUGAGAAUGUUUUACCAUCAUUCAAUGAUGGAUCCACGUAAUGCGUGUAUACAUAUUUUUGUCAUUACAUCAGCACGUAGAGCGUUACAGGGUUACCAUUUUAUCAUUCUGCUUCAUAAACAUGUUUAAUACAUGCACUAUUGGAUGCCCUGUAAGCCAUGUGCAUAUAACACUGUAUAGGAUGAUGAUUAAUGAAGGUGACGGGAUGGUGGAAGGUUUUUCUUUCUACUGGUUUCAUCAGUUUACUGAUUUAGAUGAAGUGAGACAAAAAACUCUUCUUCGGGCAAUUGAAGACGUAGUUUAACAGUGACGGCACAUUUUAAUUUAUGUUUAGUUAAGAAUAUGUUUUCAGGUAUAGUAUGGAUCCUUGCUGUGAUUAAAAUGAAAUGCAGGGUGCAGGUUUACUAAUGUAAAGUUACUGACAUAGUACAGAAUGUAGACUUAUUUACUUAGAAGUGUAUUAAUGAGCAGAAAGAACACAAUAUUUAUCUGUCGAUUAUUCAGUCUUGACUUUAUAUUCAUGGUAGUUAUACUGCAGACCAAAGUCAUGUGUUACUGAAUAGUCUCAGAUAGUUUGUAUUUCUUUUUUAGCUGCUUUCUACCUACUUGUUUGGUAUUAGCAUUUUUUUUUCUCACAUAUUUACUUGUGAAUAUAUAUAUGCUGUCCAAUUCUGAUCUUUUGUUACUGUAACACACUGAAUCACUUUGUUUUGGUGUAACCUCACUCAGUGCCUUUCAGCAGAUCGUAACCCACCAAUUUUUACGCGGGGAUUUAAGCACAAAGCUGUUGGUUAUUAGUGUUUUGUCUGAUUUCCUUUGUCUUAAUAGAGAAACGUGUUUUAUGGUGAUGUUUCCCUUCGAUGAUCAGAAUGUAUUAAGGUGUGUUGUACAUAUUGGUGACUUAUUUAAAACAUAAUUUACUGGGGGGAGGGGGGUAUUUGGGGGGAAAAUUGGUUCUCAGUCUUAACAUAAAUAAACUGUAAUUUUUUUCA